UCCGGUCCCAGAACCUCCAGGCGGAAGUUGUCACCGGGCGAGUUCCACCAGCUUCUGCGGUAGCUCGCUAUGGCGAUGAGCUGCGGCGGAGCGGUCUCGGAGCCGGAAGACUCGGUGCUGUUCCUGCGCGGUACAGGCCAGAGUGAUGAUUCUGACAUUUGGGAUGAUACAGCAUUGAUAAAAGCUUAUGAUAAAGCUGUGACUUCCUUUAAGCAUGCUCUAAAGAAUGGCAACAUCUGUGAAACCUCAGAUAAACCAAAAGGUGCACCUAGGAGAAAACCAGCCAAGAAGAAUAAAAACCAAAAGAAGAAUACCACAACUCCCUUGAAGCAGUGGAAAGUUGGUGACAAAUGUUCUGCCAUUUGGUCAGAAGAUGGCUGUGUCUACCCAGCCACCAUUGCUUCAGUUGAUUUUAAGAGAGAAACUUGUGUUGUGGUUUACACUGGAUAUGGAAACAGAGAGGAACAAAAUCUGUCUGAUCUACUUUCCCCAACCUGUGAAGUAACUAAUAAUAUAGAACAGAAUGCUCAGGAGAAUGGAAAUGAAAGUCAGCUUUCAACAGAUGACAGUGAAAACUCUUCCAGAUCUCCUGGAAGUAAACAAAAUAACAAGUCUAAAGCUCCUCGAUGGAACUCUUUUCUCCCUCCACUACCUCCAAUGCCAGGGUCAGGAUUGGGACCAGGAAAGCCAGGUUUAAGAUUCAGCGGCCCACCACCACCACCACCUCCGCCGCCCCCUUUCUUGUCAUGCUGGGUACCUCCAUUCCCUUCAGGACCUCCAAUAAUCCCUCCACCACCCCCCAUAUCUCCAGAUUCUUUGGAUGAUACUGGUGCUCUGGGAAGCAUGUUGAUCUCCUGGUACAUGAGUGGCUACCAUACUGGCUAUUAUAUGGGUUUCAGACAAAACAAAAAAGAAGGAAAGUCCUCACAUAUAAAUUAAGGAGUAACUCAGAACAGUGUUCUUUAAUAGCUCUCUCCCAAGGAGAUGGUGUGUUGGUGUCCUGGCUAAUAGGAACAGAAGUUUCAUCAUCAUCUUCACAGACACUUGGUUGAGUGACCUCGUCAUCGGAGUUUUCCCAUUCCAUGGGCUCCUUGCCUAAAUAGACGAAGUGUGUUUAGUGCAUAAUCAGUUUGAAGAACUGAACGGUGGAAAUACAAAUGCAUAGAGGUCAACCUGCCAAAAUUGUGAUGGAGCACAAUUGUGAAAUUGUAACUUUCUUCAUAUCUCAAGGUUUUUAUUAAUGCCUUUAAAUAUAAAUAAAAAUCCUUUUUUGAAA
This is a messenger RNA of Nannospalax galili (Upper Galilee mountains blind mole rat), 1276 nucleotides long. RefSeq names its product survival of motor neuron 1, telomeric (gene Smn1). Lineage: Eukaryota; Metazoa; Chordata; Mammalia; Rodentia; Spalacidae. Gene Ontology annotation, cellular component: nucleus; cytoplasm; precatalytic spliceosome. Bases 70 to 939 code for a protein of 289 amino acids. Gene Ontology annotation, biological process: mRNA processing; regulation of alternative mRNA splicing, via spliceosome. The transcript is spliced from 10 exons. The record is from RefSeq and is a predicted model, not a curated record. Gene Ontology annotation, molecular function: RNA binding.